GUGUUUCGGCUCUUUUAGUUGAGUAAAGCAGCGGGAUCCGGAUCUCUAAGAGGAACCGAAAUUCCCAUCAGUCCAGGCUAGCUGUGUGGAGAUAGCGCGCUAUCAAACCCAGCAGUUUGUUUUCAGGACAGCACAAUGACGAACAUUGUGAAGUCUGGCCGCUUUCUGUCGCUACAACAUGUUGUUAACAUCACCGGGAGCUAGGACCGGGGUUUCUCCUUCACAGCUACCGUUUACAUGGACCGAGGAUAAACGUUAACGCCGCAGAGCGAGACUUCCCGAGUGGCCACGGAUGGGAUUAAGUGGGCUAGCCGCAGCUAAUGACGGACGGCGCUGGCUCACUAGCUUGGCGGCUAACCGGUUUGCGUUUGCAAUCUAACUCAGUCAGCUGAUAUCGCUCAUCUGCAAAUCACCAGGCAAGAUUAGCUGGGACAGCCAUGCCUCCCAGGCCGUCUUCAGGAGAACUAUGGGGCAUGCACUUGAUGCCCCCCAGCAUCUUGGUGGACUGCCUGCUGCCAAACGGCAUGAUUCUCACAUUGGAGUGCCUCCGGGAGGCCACGCUCAUCACGGUCAAGCAUGAGCUUUUCAAGGAGGCCAGGAAGUACCCGCUCUCCCAUCUGCUGCAGGAGGAGAGCUCGUACAUCUUCGUCAGCGUCACGCAGGAGGCCGAGCGGGAGGAGUUUUACGAUGAGACCAGGAGGCUGUGCGAUCUCAGACUCUUUCAAGCUUUCCUCAAAGUCAUCGAGCCAGUGGGCAACAGAGAGGAGAAAAUCCUUAACCGAGAGAUAGGCUUUGCUAUUGGAAUGCCCAUAUGUGAGUUUGAUUUGGUGAAGGACUCGGAGGUACAGGACUUCAGAAGGAACAUUUUAAAUGUUUGCAAAGAAGCUGUGGACCUGAGAGACAGCAACGGAUCCCACAGCAGAGCUUUGUACGUCUACCCUCCUAAUGUAGAAUCCUCCCCAGAACUUCCCAGGCACAUCUAUAAUAAACUAGAUAAAGGGCAGAUCAUUGUGGUCAUUUGGGUCAUCGUUUCACCCAGCAACGAUAAGCAGAAGUACACCCUGAAGAUCAACCACGACUUUGUGCCGGAGCAGGUGAUCGCUGAAGCCAUCCGUAAGAAGACGCGGAGCAUGCUGCUCACCCAGGAGCAGUUAAAGAUGUGCGUCCAGGAGUAUCAGGGAAAGUACAUCCUCAAAGUCUGUGGCUGCGACGAGUACUUACUGGAGAAAUACCCCCUGAGUCAGUACAAGUACAUCCGGAGCUGCAUCAUGCUGGGAAGGAUGCCCAACUUAAUGUUGAUGUCCAAAGACAGCCUGUAUUCCCAGCUGCCCACGGACAACUUCACCAUGCCGUCGUACGCGAGGCGGAUUUCCACAGCAACCCCCUACAUGAACGGGGAAACGGCCACCAAGUGCCUUUGGACAAUCAGCGGGACGCUGAGGAUCAGGAUCCUCUGCGCCACUUAUGUCAAUGUGAACAUCAGAGACAUAGACAAGAUCUACGUCAGGACCGGGAUAUACCAUGGUGGGGAGCAGCUAUGUGACAAUGUCAACACUCAGCGUGUGCCCUGCUCAAAUCCCAGGUGGAACGAGUGGCUGACAUACGACAUGUUCGUUAUAGAAAUUCCCAGAGCGGCCCGACUCUGCCUCUCCAUCUGCUCCGUGAAAGGAAGGAAGGGAGCUAAAGAGGAGCAUUGUCCCCUGGCCUGGGGCAACAUCAACCUUUUUGACUACACCCACACGCUAGUAGCAGGAAAGAUGGCGCUCAACCUGUGGCCGGUCCCACAUGGCCUGGAGGACCUGCUCAAUCCUAUUGGUGUCACGGGCUCCAACCCCAACAAGGAAACUCCAUGCUUGGAGCUGGAGUUCGACCAUUUCAGCUGCCCUGUCAAGUUCCCUGAUAUGAGCAAGAUUGAGGAUCACGCCAAUUGGAUUAUAUCCAGGGAGCUUGGCUUGAAUUACUGUCACAGCGGCUUGGGCAACAGACUGGCACGGGACAACCCCCUGACUGAGAGCGAUAAUGAGCAGCUGCGUCAGGUGUGUAACCGAGACCCCCUGUCUGAGAUCACUGAGCAGGAGAAGGACUUCCUGUGGAGGCACAGACAUUACUGCAUCAACAUGCCGGAUAUCCUUCCCAAGAUCCUCCUGGCUGUGAAGUGGAACUCCAGAGAUGAGGUCGCACAAAUGUAUUGCCUUCUGAAAGACUGGCCAGCGAUUAAGCCAGAACAAGCCAUGGAGUUGCUGGAUUGCAACUUCCCCGACCCCAUGAUCAGAGAGUUCGCUGUGAAGUGCCUUGAGAAAUACCUGACCGACGACAAGCUCUCCCAGUACCUCAUCCAGCUGGUGCAGGUUCUGAAGUACGAGCAGUAUCUGGAUAACCCGCUCGGACGCUUCCUGCUGAAAAAGGCUUUGACCAAUCAGAGGAUAGGACACUUCUUCUUCUGGCAUUUAAAAUCAGAGAUGCACAACAAGACAGUGAGCCAGCGGUUCGGCCUCCUGCUGGAGUCGUACUGCCGGGCGUGCGGCGUGUAUCUGAAGCACCUGAGCAGGCAGGUGGAAGCCAUGGAGAAGCUCAUCAAUCUCACCGACCUCCUCAAACAGGAGAAAAAAGACGAGGCGCAGAAGGUCCAAAUGAAGUUUCUGGUCGAGCAGAUGAAGAGGCCUGACUACAUGGAUGCACUACAAAGCUUUACCUCGCCGCUGAAUCCAGCACAUCAGCUGGGAAACCUCCGCCUGGAGGAAUGCAGGAUGAUGUCAUCCGCGAAACGACCUCUCUGGCUAAACUGGGAGAACCCAGAUAUGAUGUCGGAAAUGCUCUUUCAGAACAAUGAAAUCAUCUUCAAGAACGGAGACGAUCUGAGGCAGGACAUGCUGACGCUGCAGAUCAUUAGGAUAAUGGAGAACAUCUGGCAGAACCAGGGCCUUGAUCUCAGGAUGCUACCGUAUGGCUGCCUGUCUAUCGGCGACUGCGUGGGUUUAAUUGAAGUGGUGAGGAACUCUCACACCAUCAUGCAGAUCCAGUGCAAAGGAGGCCUAAAGGGGGCGCUGCAGUUCAAUAGCCACGCUCUGCAUCAGUGGCUCAAAGAUAAGAACAAGGGAGAAAUGUACGACCAGGCCAUAGAUCUGUUCACUCGCUCGUGUGCAGGCUACUGUGUGGCCACCUUCAUCCUCGGCAUCGGCGACCGACACAACAGCAACAUUAUGGUGAAAGACGACGGACAGCUGUUCCACAUAGAUUUCGGCCAUUUUCUUGACCACAAGAAAAAGAAGUUUGGGUACAAGAGAGAGCGGGUCCCAUUUGUGCUCACGCAGGAUUUUCUGAUCGUCAUCAGCAAAGGAACACAGGAGUGUACGAAAACGAGAGAGUUUGAAAGGUUCCAGGAGAUGUGUUACAAGGCGUACCUGGCAAUCCGGCAGCACGCCAACCUCUUCAUCAACCUCUUCUCCAUGAUGCUGGGCUCGGGCAUGCCUGAGCUGCAGUCCUUCGACGACAUCGCGUACAUCAGAAAGACCCUGGCCCUGGACAAGUCCGAGCAGGAGGCCCUGGACUAUUUCAUGAAGCAGAUGAACGACGCCCAUCAUGGCGGCUGGACCACCAAGAUGGACUGGAUCUUCCACACAAUCCGCCAGCACGCCAUGAACUGAGGGACAGGAGGAGAGGAGAGCCGAGCCAUUUCAACAGCGGCCCUGCCGAGGUUGAUGUGUUUCUUCCUAAACACUUGAAGGCAUGGUUGUUGCUGCCAGCUUGUGUCGUGGAGACAUCUUCUCGCCCACAACAAUGCAAGGAUGCUGAGAAAGCCCAUGUUGCAGACAUAAUGCCUGAAACCUUCGAUUAAUACCAGUCUAUACAUUUCUUUCCCAUUAAUAAUGACUUUGAGAAGUGAUGAUGAAGUUUUAUUUCACCUGUUUGGUUUUCAUACGGACCCGAUGAGCGCAGAGGACCUCAACAACGCUGAUCUUUAUGUAAACUACAGAAAAAAAAAGAAGAAGUUAUUUUCUUACUUUUUAUUCCUUUCCGUACAUCUCCAGCCAUCAGCACUAGGAGCAAAACACUAAGAAGCGACGCAGCACAAGACAGCCGGAGCGUUUCCUGAAGAAUACCUGACUGAACCUUUUUUUUUUUUUUUUUUUUUCUCCCCACUACCUGUUUAGAAGAUGAAGAUGUUGUGGGGUGGGGCUGUAACGGGCUACAUGCACCCAGCCCAACAUAAACACACAAAGGCCUCAGUUUACAACGUGGAGAAACGGGCAUCAGCACUCUCUGAGUACUCGACUGACAAGAGCGGAUCUGCGGCGUAACGACUAACAUUCGGCAUCUUCUGCAACGGCGAACCUGUAACUUCUCAGCGACGUGUUCAGCAGUCCUGUCACAACACAGAAAUUACUUUCAUACAGCAGUUUAUCUAUUUGCUUAUAUGCAUUUGGUGCACAUAUUUCUUUAACCGAAUUUUCUACUGAGCCAAAGUACCAUAUAUGUGUGUGUGUGUGUGAUUGUGUGUGUGUGUUUAAAACUCUACUACAUAGCAGCCUUUUUUUGUUUUAAACAAAGCCUAAAAAAAAAAAAAAAAAAAAAAAGUCCCUACCACUUCAAGUCUUUUGAGUUGGCACUGCACUGAUCUCUGCAGUAUUUGUUUUGUCUGUCAGUAUUACUGUCGUAGUUAAAGAUACAAGCUUCCAUCAUCCACCCAACAGAGCUGGAGGCAACCUCCCAGAUGACCAUAUGUUGUUUUUUUUUUUUUUGUUUUUUUUUGUCCAGCAUUCAAAUACAAGGAAAAAAAAAUGUGUAUAAUGUUCCAUUAGCAUUACGUUUUUGUUAUACUAUGCAAGUUGUGACUCUAACAUGUACUGUAUGCUAGAAAAAGAAUGAACCCUCCCUACGGACACGCAGAAUUGUGUCGGUGCAGGACAGACGGUUGCCUUGGGAAAAGUAGAGGAAGCAAAACUGCUUCCAUGGAACAGGAAGGUCUACUUCCUCCUAGCAAAAUGAACUUUGUGUGGUUAGUGGGGGGGCGGGGGUACGACGCUUAGCAUCCUGCCCUUUUUGUCCUCCUCGCUACUCCGGAGCGACGGCCCGAGCCAUGUGCAUUAUUCCUCAUCCUGUUCCUUCAUCUUCCGACUCACACCAUUGACAUUUGGGCAAAGAAACGUGACAUUUUCUGGAUCUUCCAUGUAGACGUGGGUCUGUUUCCUGGUAUCAAGCCAUAACCCGCUCUUUAAAAAGCUAGUUUCAAAACCUCAGAAAGAUUUCUGCCAUGCCGUUUUGACCAUUCAAAGUCCUUUUAAUGAGAUGCAGGGGAAACAGAGUAACGCACACACAGAUAUUCAUAGUGGUGGAAAAACAGGCGCUGUCGUUCUGUGGGAAGUAGACGGCCAGACAGCUGACCAACUCUAAGCAGCGUUUCUGUAAAGCGGCAGACUGCAGGCUAGCUGGCAGAGCAGAUUAUAAUGACCAGCGAACAUUAGCUCCACGGUCCUGCUGUGACUUUCACACAACCAAGCAACAAAAAGGUGUCGUUUGGCCGGUAUUGUCCGUUUAGUUAAUGCAUCACAUCGAUAUCACCUGAUUGUUAUUCUAAUUGAUAUUACCUUAGCAGCAGUAGGACUGAAUGUUAUCUUUCUACUCUACCUAAAAGCAGUUAGAUCAGAUCACACCUCUUUGAAUUUUGUCUAGAAGACAUUGUAGCCAAGCUUCUCGUAGCGUCUGAAUCUCAAAGCGGCCCGUGUCUGUCUGCAGUGGGUUUUAUUGGCGUACUUCUUCUUGUCCACAAGCUCAUGGGAAAGCGGCGCGUUCUGUCCUCAAGCUUUAGGAAACCAAUGCAUUACUCAGACUUUUUCUCGGACAUGGGAGCCCCUCUAACAUAAAGUCCGCUUGAUGUUUUCUGCACAUGGUGAAAGACUUGGAGCUGCUGCUCAGGAAACCAAACCCACCAAGGUGAAGUUGGAUCCUGACUGAGAAAACUAAAACCCUUUUAUCUAAAUGACUAUUUGCUUUUGUACUUUUUUUUUUCUGUCAUGCACGAGGUCCUCAUAACCCCCCCCCCCUUCUUGUCUGAUGUUGUUUACUUGAAUUUCAUGUACAGAAAUGAUCUCGUUACUUGUUUGAGGUACAGUCCGAAUGAAGAUAACAGAUACUAUUACAUGUGCAAAUGCUUUCCUUGAAUAACUACAGAGGUAAUAUAUAUUUUUGUAUUUUUUAAAUGUAAAACUCAUGUAUGUAGCCACAUAAAAAAAAGAAAAAAGAAAAAGGAAGUGACUAUUUACCUGACCCAGUCUCAUACCGAGUCCAGCAGCCAUCCUCCAUUUGUUGAAAGGACGGGGUGAAUGAAGGACAAGUUCUCAACUACCAUCCUCUUAUCAAACUGAAGCCUCCGGCCCUGAAGUGGAACUCUAAAGCACAAAAUGUUUCCAGAACCAUACCUUGCAUGUUUUAAAGCAAACCAGUUUUGGCUUUCUUAUAUAGUCACUUGUCUAGAAACCAUAGAGCUUCUUCAGAUAACUUGUUUUUAUUCAUCCUCAUAAGGUCAUGCCUGUUAAGCAACUAUACAUUCAUUUAUUGUGCUGUUGAAUAAAAAAAAACAUGUUUCUCUAA
Messenger RNA from Fundulus heteroclitus (mummichog), 6588 nucleotides. Its product is annotated as phosphatidylinositol 4,5-bisphosphate 3-kinase catalytic subunit alpha isoform. The transcript is spliced from 21 exons. Gene Ontology annotation, cellular component: plasma membrane; phosphatidylinositol 3-kinase complex, class IA; phosphatidylinositol 3-kinase complex, class IB. Gene Ontology annotation, biological process: phosphatidylinositol-mediated signaling; phosphatidylinositol-3-phosphate biosynthetic process; phosphatidylinositol 3-kinase/protein kinase B signal transduction. The record is from RefSeq and is a predicted model, not a curated record. Bases 438 to 3644 code for a protein of 1068 amino acids. Gene Ontology annotation, molecular function: 1-phosphatidylinositol-4-phosphate 3-kinase activity; 1-phosphatidylinositol-3-kinase activity. NCBI's taxonomy places the organism in Eukaryota, Metazoa, Chordata, Actinopteri, Cyprinodontiformes, Fundulidae.